AUGAAGUCUGAGAUUGCACAAGGAAAACUGGGAGCAGAUUCGACAGCCUUUAUGAUUUUUGAAUCUUUGUUGAAGAUUCCCACACUGUGGGAGGCCUCAGCAUCUGGCGCCCAUGAUUCUCUGAUCAAGCAAGCAUUCCGUCAGAAUGUGAAAGGUGCCUACAUCAAACCUCUCAACGUAGUUCAGUGGUUUGACGUAGUUCUAGUCGCUGCAUACCCCGGUGGGGAUGUUGAGCAGCUGCUGAGCUUUGAGAAUCCAUUGAGCAGAAAGGAAGUUGGCAAGCGGUUGGUGAAAACGUUCGAGACCUUACUUGCUGGCUUCGAGAGCAAGGUGAAUGCUGAGGGCAUUGUAGUUGGACAGCCACAGGCCAGUAAAAGACGACGCGUCAAAAGGACAUCGGAAAGUGGAAAGCAAGAUUCAAAUGCAGACGCGGCUGUCAAAGAUCGUGAGAUAAAGAUCGGCACCCAGAAGCAAAACGCGAUCAAACACAUGUGCAACUACAGCACUUUUGAAAGCUACCGUGCGUUGCAAUGUCACCUGUCAUUCUUUUCAGAGUCAUCUGUCAAUGAGAGUGUUCUGUCUUGGAAGCAUUUGUGGACUUCCACUCUCCCUGCUGAUGGAAUGUGCCCAAGUGAAGCAGAAGAAUAUGCCCGCAGAGCUGGUGCUGCUGCAUCUGCCAAGUUGGUGCCCCCUCGACUGAUGUCAAAGCAGUUGGAGUUUGGUGGAGAACUGUCACCAGCAGAUCACAACUUGAUCAUGGACAAGAUUCUCAGCAUCCAUGAGGACACCCUUUCCAACAACCAUGGAUGUGCCAAGAUCACUGUUGAGCAUUUGUGGACAUACCGCUUUGUCAUUACAUCCUGGACCCGUACCAUUGCAGAGUGCUGCUUCACUGACUUGAAGCCCGCUGACUUUGAGAAUGUUCGGGAUGCAGUCCUCAAAGGGGAUGCCCUCGAUGCGCAAAUCAAAGCGUGCAUCAAGCAAUGGCCCAUGGCUUGGAAUGUCACUAUGCUUCCAGACGUGGCUGCUUUGGCCACUGAUUACGAUGCUGCGCAUGAAGACAAAGAAUCGCUCGUUGAGACAGCUGAAAAAGAAGAAUGGAUCUUCAGAUUUGAGACUUUGCAAGACUGCCUCGAUUGGCUGGCUUGCAAGAAGAAGGUGGCUCUUGCAAAGACAGCCCAGGAGUUGGUGCAGAGAUACCAGGAGAAGCAGAGCCCGGUAUGUGAGCUGAAUGACAUGGCCGAACUUCCAGGCCAUUAUGCCACCAUGUCUUCAAAUGUCACCACGGAGAUCAAGGGCAAGAAGCUGGUGGUUGCAAUCUGCGACUUCAAUGUGCCCGGCGCCCGAAACGCCUUGAUCCAGCCAAAACUGAUCACGGGCUUGGCCAACUUGUGCCGAACCCAGGGCCACUUGUUACAGUGUGUGGAGAAUACUGUGAUUCUUGCGACUAUGGCAAGUCGCUCAAAGGAGGAGAGCACCGCAGAUCCACUUGAGGAUUUUGUUGAUUUUUGCCGCAGCAUGAAACUGGCCGGAUUUGGAGCACAGCAUGCUUGGAGCCAAGCCCUCACCGUCCCCGGCGAAGAGUGUCUUGGCUUUGAUCAGUCUGACAGGUGUCUGUCAUACAAUCAGCAACAGUGGGACUUCACGGCCAGUGGCCGGAUGUUUUACCUCUACAAUGAUUUGGAGAAGGCAGUUGCUGAAAAUCAUUUUGCAUCGUUGUCCGAACUCGCCCGCACGGGACGAGCUCCGACUGCCAUGUUGAUCGGCAGCCAAGAGAUGGUCACAAUAUCAUCAGCGGCAGAAUCAGAACGUGCUGUGCGAUAUAUGCCCAGUACGAGAUCGGCGCAGAAAGGCAGUGAUGCCUCCUUUCAGCUCUACAAAGCACUGCUUAGCACAAGCAAGCUUCGGAAGCCACACCUCACAGGGCUCUUGAAAGCCAAUGAUGCGGUUCAUAUGGUGGACCUUCAUUCACAUGUCGGGGACCACUGUUUGGCCACCAUGCUGAUGAAGGACGAACUUCCAACCGGAGUUGCCAUCAAGCACUUCAUUGUGCAGCUGAAGUCUUUGAAGUCAUCUGUCCAGGCAGCCGAUUGGUGUGUCAAGCGCUUGGGCCAUUGGCUGGCACAGCGCUGGAUGAAGCACGAGUUGAAGUUGGAGCUGGAUGGUAAGACCAUCAGCCCUGACAUUGAUUGCCAAGCUUUGUCCGAAGAUGACCUGAAGCACCUGAAGACCAUGGAAGGGGUGUGGCAUGCUUAUGAAGGAGUGCGCGCUCUUGGGUCCAAGUUGAAGGUUCUCCAGAUCAGUGGAAGCAAAGUGGUCCUCUCCUCACAGGUGAAAUCAGAGUUUACCCAAAGUCCUCACUUCAUCCGUGAAAGGUUUGAAGCUCUGGAGGCCUCUCACCUUGAGAACUUCGGGGAGCUCUUGAAGUCCAAGUUGACGCCAGAGAGUGACACACCCACUCUGCAGACCGUGGAUCCACGUCCCACCACUGCUGAGACAGAAGUGACACCUGAGACCAUGCCAGCCUUUGAAAGCGAAGCCAAAGUUCGAGAGAAGUACACCAUCAAGGUGGAGUGCAAAGCCUUUGACCCCAAGAAUGUGAUCCUUUUGGUUUCGGACAAAGGUGUGCCAUUCAUCUACAGCAAGGAUAAUGUGACUUUGAAGCGUGGCACGCGUCUUGGAGGUUGCGGCAGUGGCAAGUUGAUUCAGGGAGAUGAGCCUGGCGUCAAAUUUGAACUGAGUUCUGACAGAGAUCUUCUUGAGGUGAAUUUUGGCUCCAAUGCCGAGGACGAGGAUGAGGACAAUAGCAAGUGCAAGAGAGGAUCUUUCUACAUGGUGGUGAAGGACUUGAUGAAGAGUUCCCCAGCAACGGAGAUCUCGGUCACAGGAUACAAGGUUGUUUCAAAAGGGGAUGCAGCGCUGGGCGAACAUGGCUACGACCUGACAGCAGAUGAGGGCAAGCCUUGGGUCUUUGUUCCCAAGGACAAGGAUCCCAAAAGUUUCUCUUCGGGAAAUGCAUUCCGCCCUUUGGCUCAGCAGCUGAAGCCACUGCAUCCCAAUUUCACGUGGAUGUGGCGGUGCCAGUGGCACGCGGUCCAUGCCAAGUUGAGCCUCAAAAAACCCUUUGUCACUGUCAACCGGGAUUUGAAGCUUGAGUCCAACAAGCCCAUCAAGUUGGUCAAGGAAGAGUGA
Messenger RNA from Durusdinium trenchii, 3192 nucleotides. The record is from the annotation of a GenBank genome assembly. Lineage: Eukaryota; Dinophyceae; Suessiales; Symbiodiniaceae.